UAUCUGAACCCUCUUUCUCUGCAGGGUUUUCUCUUCGCCUCCUUCCUUCCUUCCUUCAACUUCACCGUCCUUUCUUUUCCGUACGAAAAAUGGUGUGCAAACGGCAGAAAUUAGCUCGCAAAAAAUUCAAGCAAGAGCACCCGGAACUCUUCGUCAAACCCGAGCCAACAGCCCCAAAGGACCCGAAUAAGAAGAAGAAAAAGAAUAGCAAGUUCAAGCGCAAGAAAUCGGAUCCCAAUGACCCGAGUAAACCCAAAAGAUCCAGUAGCAAAAAACACCCGCUUAGAAUACCCGGAAUGAGACCCGGUGAUACCUGUUUUAUUUGUAAAGCUGAUAAUCAUAUUGCCAAAAAUUGCCCAGAAAAAGCCCAAUGGGAAAAACACAAGAUAUGUUUGUUAUGCAGGCAGCGCGGUCACAGUCUCAAGAAUUGCCCGGACAAGAAUGAGGAGAACAUUGACAAGAAGUUAUGUUAUAAUUGUGGAGAAUUUGGGCAUUCUCUUGCUUCAUGCCUCCAGCCUCUUCAAGAUGGAGGAACAAAAUAUGCAACUUGCUUUGUUUGUAAACAAGAAGGACAUAUAAGUAAGGAUUGCCCUAAAAAUGCGCAUGGAAUUUAUCCUAAGGGUGGUUGUUGCAAAAUAUGUAGUGGUGUAACGCAUUUGGCGAAAGAUUGUCCAAACAAAAGCGCUAGAGGUUCUAGCAUGUCCAAUGAGGGUAACAAUAGACCAUCUAGAAUAGAAAGUAUGGCGAGAGGGCAGGUGACUAAAUUUUCGAGCGGUGAUGAUCUUGAAGACGAUUUCACAAUGAUAGAUGAUGGUAAAGAGAAGAAUAAGUCUGUGGUGAAAGCUGAUACUGCUUCUAACGAACCGAAUGUAAAAUCAAAGAAGAAACAAGGGACCAAAGUGGUUAACUUUGUCGGUUAAGGAUUAAACGUUCCGUCCUGUUUGGGAUGCAAUUUUGAACUCUUUUAGGUUUGGGUAUUUAUGUGUUCAAGAGUUUGUAAAAUGAAUAUUAAGAUCAAGAGUUUAUAAAUGGUUAAUUUCUGCACCA
Messenger RNA from Helianthus annuus (common sunflower), 1047 nucleotides. RefSeq lists its product as uncharacterized. NCBI's taxonomy places the organism in Eukaryota, Viridiplantae, Streptophyta, Magnoliopsida, Asterales, Asteraceae. Gene Ontology annotation, molecular function: nucleic acid binding; zinc ion binding. The record is from RefSeq and is a predicted model, not a curated record. The transcript has 5 exons. The coding region runs from base 90 to 920 and encodes 276 amino acids.